AUGAAUCGACGUUCAUUAAGUGCUGAAUCAUUACAUUCAUCAAGAAUAUCCGGUCAAGCAUACAAACCUUUAUCAUCAAACUCUAAAGUUUAUGAUCGAUGGACAAUAAUCUGUAUAAUUAUUGCAUCAAUUGGUAUACUCAAUGGUUUUUGGAUGUUAAUUGCUCCUGAACAUUGGUAUCAUAAUUUACCAGCUGGUGUACCUGAAUAUGGUCCAUUCAAUGUACAUUUUGUACGAGAUAUUGGUUGUAUAUUUUUUCUUGUUGGUGCUGGUACUUUGAUUGCAGGAUUUUAUCCUAUUUAUCGUUUACCAUUAUUUACAAUGAAUACAGCUUUUUAUAUAUUACAUAUGCUCGUACAUGUACAUGAAGUUGUUAGUGGACGAAUACGAUUAAGUAUGUUUUGGGUAGAUUUACCUGGUGUUUACAUUCCUGCUGUUGUCUUUUUUAUAUUAAAUAUAUUUCUGAUUAAACAAGUUCGAAAUGAUCAACCCAUUCAACGUACAAUUAGAAAUUGA
Adineta steineri is the source of this 516-nucleotide messenger RNA. Lineage: Eukaryota; Metazoa; Rotifera; Eurotatoria; Adinetida; Adinetidae. The record is from the annotation of a GenBank genome assembly.